AUGUCCAAAUUUCCAGCCAUUUUGAACGCCACAGAAGAGGAUAUCCAACUCCUCCUGGCGGCACAAUGUCAUAUCGGUGCCAAAAACUUAAAUGUUCAAAUGACUCCUUAUGUCUUUAAACGUCGUGCUGACGGCGUUCAUAUAAUUAAUAUUGGCAAGACAUGGGAAAAAUUGAUUUUCGCUGCCCGUAUUAUUACUGCCAUUGAAAAUCCUGCAGAUGUUGUAAUAAUUUCAGUUCGUCCAUUUGGUCAUCGUGCUGUAUUAAAAUAUGCUUCGUACACCGGUGCACAUCCUAUUGCUGGUCGAUUUACUCCUGGAACUUUUACGAAUUAUAUUACUAGAUCUUUCAAAGAGCCUCGCUUGAUUGUUGUGACAGACCCGAGGACUGAUCAUCAAGCCAUCAAGGAAGCGUCUUAUGUUAACAUUCCCGUUAUUGCAUUAGCUGAUACGGAUUCUCCUCUUCGUUUUGUUGACGUUGCAAUUCCAACCAAUAAUAAGGCCAAGCAUUCAAUUGGUUUAAUUUAUUGGUUGUUGGCUCGUGAAGUGCUUCGUCUUCGAGGUACCAUUGCAAGAGACUCUCCGUGGGAUGUUAUGGUUGAUAUGUUCUUUUACCGUGAUCCAGAAGAAACAGAGAAAGAAGCAGAGACCGCACCUGUCUUGGGAGAGAAGAGUGGAGUCACUCCAUUUAUGGAUACUAGUUGGGAGCAACAAGAAGCACCUACUGAUUGGGAUGCGUCUGGCAUAACAGCACCUGGUGGUGUUAAUCCUUCUGUUGCCAUGGUUGCUACUGCUAAUCCAGUAACUACCGGUGAUUCAAAUUGGGAUACACAAGAAGUUGUAGAACCUAGUGGAUGGGGCGAGAGUACUUUCGAUUCUUCAUAUGGAGAGACUGCUACUGGUUUUACCGAACCUACCGAGACUACUACAACAUUUGAAGGUGCACCUUUUGGUGGUGACCCUAGUGGUAAUUGGGCGGAUGAACCAACAGAAAAUGUUAAUCAGGGAGAAGGCUGGGAUUAA
This is a messenger RNA of Dentiscutata heterogama, 1020 nucleotides long. NCBI's taxonomy places the organism in Eukaryota, Fungi, Glomeromycota, Glomeromycetes, Diversisporales, Gigasporaceae. The record is from the annotation of a GenBank genome assembly.